Molecule: messenger RNA, 1524 nt
Organism: Tarenaya hassleriana
Lineage: Eukaryota; Viridiplantae; Streptophyta; Magnoliopsida; Brassicales; Cleomaceae
Product: dof zinc finger protein DOF2.5-like
Exons: 2
Coding region: 262-1239 (325 amino acids)
Biological process (GO): regulation of DNA-templated transcription
Molecular function (GO): DNA binding; DNA-binding transcription factor activity
Source: RefSeq, a predicted model, not a curated record
UCUUUGUUUUCCCUUUUCAUCUGAUAUGGCCUUUCUCUUUCUUUCCAUAACUUUUCCAUGACCAAACAAAAAAAAAAGAUUACAUCUUUAUAUUCAUAUAUUUGCUUUGUAUCUAUAGAGUAUGGAUAUGAAUCAAAGCUAAAUUUUGGUCAUGUAGGGCUUCCUUUCACAUGUUUCCAUUAAUAUUUACUCUUUCUAAAGUUUGCAAGUUUUCAUGGUUAAUCAUAAAUUGGAGCGUCUUGAAAAAAGGGUUUUCAAGAGAUGAUAAACAUAAAAGCCAUGGAGCAGAUAAUUCCAAAUAACACGGCGCAACCGACAUGCACCACCGUCACCAUUCUUGGCAGCCACGGCGAUGGAAACGGCAGCGCCGCCCCGGGGGUGGAGAGAAAAGCGAAGCCGCCGGAGAAACUGAACUGCCCGAGAUGCAACUCAACAAACACCAAGUUUUGCUAUUACAACAACUACAGUCUCACACAGCCAAGGUACUUCUGCAAAGGUUGUCGGAGGUAUUGGACCGAAGGUGGUUCCCUCCGAAACGUCCCUGUCGGAGGAAGCUCGAGGAGGAACAAGAGAUCUCCUUCGGCAAUCCUCUCCACGUCAGCCUCUACUCUCUCUUCGUCGUCGUCUUCAUCACUUGGUCUGACCACAAGGUUACCGGAUCUAAACCCACCGAUUCUCUUCUCCGGCCAAAACCCUAUGUCCACGUCGACGGCACAGCAAAAAGGGUCCUCUCAAGAUCUCAAAUUGAUGUCUUUCCCUGUCUUGCAAGACGGCCAUCAUCAUCACAACAUGUCUCGGAUUCUUCAAAUGCCAAACCCGAACUGUUCUCCGUCUUCUUUUUACGCUUCGUCGACGUCUCCUGUUUCAGCUCUCGAGCUCCUGGGAACCGGGGUUUCUUCAAGAGGUUUCAACGCGUUCAUGCCUGGUCCCAUGAUCGAUUCAGACACAGUUCUUUACUCUUCAUCAGGGUUUCCGACAGUGGCGGAUUACAAGCCAAGCAACCUCUCUUUCUUCAGCGAGAAUAUCGAACACAACAGUAGCAGCAGCAACGGUAACAACAGGUCUCAUGAAACAAACGAGGAUAUAAAUGGAUCGGGAAGGGUUCUGUUUCCGUUUUCGGACAUGAAAGCGCUCUCGAGCAAUGAGAAUGAUCAUCAACAACAGAAGAAUCAAGCCAAUUCAAGCACUAACGCUUAUUGGAGUGGAAUGUUCAGUACUACAGGAGGGCCUUCGUGGUGAAGACAUGACUUAGCCUUCUUCUUCUUCUUCCCUUUACAUUCCCCUUCAUUAUCUUUUUUCUCGCAUGGGGUACUUUGAUUAAAGUUAGCUCACAUAGUCUUUUUCUGAUCUCUCUUUUUAUUUUUUAUUUUUAUUUUCCUUUUUUGGGUUUUUUGUUUAUCAGUGUUUUCUUUGCUUGUGAUCUUGAAUUUGGGCGAGUAGAAGAAUAUGUGAAUACGAGGCUCUGUGGAACAUUAUCUGUAUUCAUGAAUGCUUCUAUCCAAAAAUAAAUUUAAGUAUUUUCAA